Messenger RNA from Talaromyces marneffei, 1158 nucleotides. RefSeq lists its product as uncharacterized. NCBI's taxonomy places the organism in Eukaryota, Fungi, Ascomycota, Eurotiomycetes, Eurotiales, Trichocomaceae. The coding region runs from base 1 to 1158 and encodes 385 amino acids. Gene Ontology annotation, cellular component: cytosol. Gene Ontology annotation, biological process: dehydro-D-arabinono-1,4-lactone biosynthetic process. The transcript has a single exon. Gene Ontology annotation, molecular function: D-arabinose 1-dehydrogenase [NAD(P)+] activity. The record is from RefSeq and is a predicted model, not a curated record.
AUGACACGCCCACCCCCCUCACAAGUCCUCACCCCACUCGUCCUCGGCACCGCAACAUUCAACAUCCAAUACAACGACGACCCCUUCUCCCUCCCUUCGGUAUCCAUCGUCCACCGCGCCCUGAGCGCCGGCAUCCGCGCCUUCGACACAUCUCCUUAUUAUGGCCCAUCAGAAGAAAUCCUGGGACAAGCCCUCGCUUCUGAGAAAGUAGCGACUGAAUUUCCGCGUCACACAUACCAGCUUCUUACAAAGGUUGGGCGAGUCGCUGAAUCAUCGUUCGAUUAUUCCCCGGCGUGGGUACGGUAUAGCAUAAAACGAAGCCUGAGGAGAUUACAUACGGACUAUUUGGAUGUUGUGUACUGUCAUGAUGUUGAAUUCGUGUCUGCGGCGGAGGUGGUAGAGGCUGUGAGGGAGUUGCGACGCAUUCGGGAUGAGGAUGCGUCGAUCCGGUAUGUGGGUAUUUCGGGGUAUCCGGUUGAAGUUUUGGCGGAAUUGGCGGAGCUAGUGUUGAGAGAGACUGGGGAGCCGUUGGAUGUGGUCAUGUCGUAUGCGAACUACAACCUGCAGAACACGCGAUUGGCGACAAAGGUACUUGCGAGGUUGCGGGCCGCGGGUGUAGAUGUGGUUCCCAACGCGUCGAUAUUGGGCAUGGGAUUACUGAGAGGGCAGAGUGUGUUUGAUUGGCAUCCUGCCCCCAAGGGGCUGAGGGACGCAACUCAAAAGGCUAGUGAAGUGUUACGAGAGCAGCAGAAUGAGAAGUUGGAGUCGCUGGCCACGAGAUACGGACUUGAGUCGUGGAUACGAGAGGGUUCGGCCGUGGGUGUGUAUGGACACCCACUAGAGGCGACAGAUGGCUCUGCACCGAAGUUGAGUAAUGGCCAACAACUGGGUGUCACUGUAGUGGGUGUGAGCAAUGUGAAGGAAGUCGAUGAGUUGGUGGCUAUAUACCGCGAGGUUCUUGAUGACGUUGUUUAUUCAGAAGGAAAGUCCUCGACAAAAUCCGUUGAGACUGCAGAAUUGACUAAGUUGGUGCGAUCAAUAUUGGGGCCCGAAUGGCUGGAUUAUGCCUGGCCGAGUCCCGGAGAGGGAUAUGUUAAUACGUUGCCUGAGAGCCAUUAUCAGUUGCUACGAGAGCAGACGACCCCCACUACCUUGUGA